Molecule: messenger RNA, 2290 nt
Organism: Cajanus cajan (pigeon pea)
Lineage: Eukaryota; Viridiplantae; Streptophyta; Magnoliopsida; Fabales; Fabaceae
Gene: CSK
Product: chloroplast sensor kinase
Source: RefSeq, a predicted model, not a curated record
AUUUGUCUUACUCUUAUCUCCGUCUCUGUGUCUCCGCACUUGUUGCAACGAUCUGUACUGCCACGGCACGGCACAAUAACUGUAGACAGUAGUAGCGUUUGUGGUUGGUUCGAAACUCGUGUGUAGAUAACGCUAACGCUAACCAAAUGCUUGUCUGUGCAGUUCUCACUCACACUCCUCCGCACAAACUCACUCUCUGCCUCUCCAAUCCCAAACCCAUCCGAUUUUCCUCAAAUUCCGUGACCCUCCCCCACACCACCGCCCCCUCCUGCUUCCUCCAAACCCUCAACGCCACCCCUACCUCCGACUCCGAUGACGGCCUCCGCCUCACCGUCUCUUCCGCCGCCGCACUCGCCUCCUCCAUCCGCCAAGCUUCCAACUCCUCCGUCGAGUUCACCCAGCGCCUCGAGAAGGACCGCCAGAGCGGACUCGUGCUUCCCAGCACCGACUUCCACCGCCUCUGCCUCCACCAGCUCCACCUCUUGCGCAGGAUCGUUCCCCAAGCCCUCCUCUCGGUGUAUGUUAGACCAGCCGGUAGUUAUGUGAUGGACCGAUUGGAACUGAGGCGGGUUGCCCUGUACCCUGGAGAUGCAGAAUCAGAGGCAGAGGGCAUUGUCAUUCUUGUGGGCCAUUUUAAUAUUCCUGCAGGCUUGCGUGCUGCUGAGGCAACGCUUUCCAAUAUGCAAGUUAAUGUUGUCCCUGAAUGUAAGGCUGUGGUUCUUCCGAUGGUGAAGCACCCAUUUGUUGUUGGUUUCUUGGUUGCCGAGCUUCCAUUGGUGGAGCCGGAACAGUGUCAGAAACCUCAAAGUGAUGGGCCAGAUAACCACAUGUCUGUUGAGGAACCUUAUUCUUUGCCUCCCUUUAUGGAUUUAGACAAGAAGUCGAGGGAAAUUCAGACUCUUCCCAUCAAGGAUGAAGCAGUUGAUAUGCAUAACUUCACUUCUGAGCAAAGAUCAAAUGCUGUCAACAUUUCACAGUCUCUAGCCAUGGCAUAUGUCAUGGAUCAGAAAGCAAUGUUACUUCAGCAAUCAACAUGGCAAAAUAAUGUCAGGAUGGGCAAUUUGGUUGAGCAAAUCCGUGGUCCACUUUCAAGUAUUCAAACCUUGAGUAAAAUCCUGUCUACGCAGACAAAGAGAACCCAGAUUUCAUAUGACAUUGUUGAAGACCUCUUGGUGCAAGGUGAUCGACUGAGGGAUGUUUUCCAACAACUCCAGGAUGCCGUUUAUUUGACGAAGACUAAUAUAGUCCGCUACAAUGAAGAAGCUAUCAAGAAAAUGAAUGGUUCUACUCACAUACUUGCUGAAUCAGCAAGAUCUCAAUUAUUGGAUAACUCUCCAGGGGAUGGCUCUGCAAACAAAAUGAAAAAAUCUAGCGAGUCUCUUUCUCUAAGUGCUGCUGUCCAGGAUAUAGAGAUGCCGUUACCACCUUUGGCUCUUGCUCCAUUGCAACAUGGAAUCAGACCAUGCAAUGUUUCUGAAGUAUUGGCAGACCUGGUUGAUUCUGUGAGGCCUCUUGCACAGAGUCAAAAACGUGUAGUAGAACUAAGUGAACUCUCAUCACCUUUGCUAGCUGCUGUAGAGGAACCUGCGUUGCGCCAGGCUUUCAGCAAUCUUAUUGAAGGUGCUUUACUACGCACACAUGUUGGAGGAAAGGUUGAAAUUGUAUCUACUACUGCACCCGCUGGUGGUACCCUUGUACUUAUUGAUGAUGAUGGACCUGAUAUGCACUAUAUGACUCAGAUGCACUCACUCACACCUUAUGGACAAGAACUGUUGUCUGAUGAUAUGAUCGAAGACAAUAUGACUUGGAACUUUGUUGCUGGGCUGACUGUUGCCCGUGAGAUACUAGAGAGCUAUGGCUGUGUCGUUCGCAUUGUUUCACCUCGGAUUAAAGAUGCUCCACUUGGGGCUGGGGGAACUCGUGUGGAACUCUGGCUUCCUUCGUCAAUUGUACAAUCUGAUUUGAGCAGCCACGCCCAAGAGGUAUAGCAUAGCAUGAAUUUGAAGUUCCCAUUGAAGAUAAAUACAUUCUUUCUAUACAAUUCUACAUUGUUGCACUUGGCCAGUUUAAGAUUGUGAAAUUAAGGGGUGGUAAAUAUUACUAGUAUAAGUAUCCGCUUCUGUAUAUAGCUCGUAAAAUUUCCUGGGUACAGACUUUAAUUUUGACUUACUUGUGUGUCAUAUUAUAUAAACAAGUUCUUUUAACAUAACAGACGGUGUAUGCAUAUUAGACCACAGGAAGACUAUUUGGGUUUAUAAGAAACCACGUAUCUGAAGCUUCUUUUUCUGUA